Messenger RNA from Didymosphaeria variabile, 639 nucleotides. RefSeq lists its product as uncharacterized. NCBI's taxonomy places the organism in Eukaryota, Fungi, Ascomycota, Dothideomycetes, Pleosporales, Didymosphaeriaceae. The transcript has 3 exons. The record is from RefSeq and is a predicted model, not a curated record. Bases 1 to 639 code for a protein of 212 amino acids.
AUGGAGCAAAACCUCCAAGACGCCGCAUGUUCUGGUUGCGAGGCCUGUCUCUGGGGAGCCACGCUGUGUUCGCCCACCCGAGGGCCUCCUUCUGAAGAGGCGCCGUCGCAAACGGAUAUGGCAGACACGGAUGAUCCCGCGACACCGGAGGCUUUCUUCACCGCUACUCCAGGAUAUAAGAGCCACUUGGAGACCCCCGGACGUCUUAACCCAGACACAGAAUACGGAAGGACUCUGCAGGGGCAAAAGCUACUAGUAGCGAAAGAAGUAGAGCUCAACUGGUCAGGACGAGGCCAGCACGUCGAGUUCAAGGAGAACGAAUAUAUUCCUCUAGAAGUCGAGAAGACAAUUGGGUAUUCGGCCACUGCAUUGAUCGAAUCAUGGAUCCAGAAACUACGAAGCAAAGUGUUGCUACCCGACAAGGAUGUAUUUGGGUUCCAAUGGGAUCCGCUACCGCCGCCAAGCUUGCUUCUAGAUCUCUUAGGCGAUAUGAUUGCGGAGGAUCCAAAAAACCGACCGACAGCCGUAGAAGUUGCCACUCGCCUAGAGUCCGUACCGAGUCAAACGUAUCGUGUGGCUGAGGAGGAUGAGAUUCAUGAGGCCUUCAAAUUUAGUAAUUACAUUGAGCCGGUCCGCUGA